AUGAGAGUUAAUUUGGCAUUAUGUUUAUUUAUAAAGUCUCCCAUAGUUUAUCACCCUAAUUUAUUUCCUUCCAGAUUACAAAUAAGAAACAAAUACACAAUGGAAACUAAAAAUGAAAAUAUAGCCGGAAUUGGCCUUAAAUUUGUGGACAUUGGGGCCAAUUUAACCGAUAAAACAUACCAAGGUUAUUAUUAUGGCUCACAAAAGCAUAAGCCAGAUUUAGACAAGGUAUUUGAAAGAGCAAAAAAAGUAGGAAUGGAAAAGAUUAUUAUAACUGCUGGUAAUUUGGAUGAAGUGAAUGAAGCACUAAAAAUAUGCAACACAUUUGAUAAGGAAUGCCAAUUUUUGUAUACCACUGUAGGAGUUCAUCCUACAAUGUGUAAAGCCUUUUUAAGUAAUAAGUAUUCGAAAACAGAUACCGAAUACUUAAACACAUUAGAUGAAUUAAUUGCACAAAACAGACAAAGAGUAGUAGCAAUAGGAGAGUUAGGCUUGGACUACGACAGACUUAAGUUUUGCGACAAAGAAACGCAAAAAAAGUACUUUGAACUGCAACUGGAAUUGGUUGAAAAACAUAAGAUUCCCAUGUUUUUACACCUAAGGAACGCAACGAGUGACUUUUUAGAAAUAAUGAUGAGAAAUAAACAUAAAUGGGUGGAAGCAGGAGGUGUAGUCCAUAGCUACACAGGAGAUGCGGAGACGAUGGAAGAACUGGUAAAGGAAAAUUUUUAUAUUGGAGUUAACGGGUGUUCGUUAAAAACUGAUGAUAACCUAAACACAGUGAAAAAAAUACCACUUGACAAAUUAUUACUUGAAACAGACUGCCCAUGGUGUGGAAUAAGGAAUUCGCACUCAAGCAGCAAAUACGUCAAAACGAAGUUCAAUUCCGUUAAUAAGCCUAAUGCAAUGACAGCAGAAACAACACUAUCGUCGAGAAAUGAACCAUGUUUUAUUUUGUAA
This is a messenger RNA of Theileria orientalis strain Shintoku, 960 nucleotides long. RefSeq names its product TatD-like deoxyribonuclease. NCBI's taxonomy places the organism in Eukaryota, Apicomplexa, Aconoidasida, Piroplasmida, Theileriidae. Bases 1 to 960 code for a protein of 319 amino acids. The transcript is spliced from 6 exons. Gene Ontology annotation, cellular component: cytosol. The record is from RefSeq and is a predicted model, not a curated record. Gene Ontology annotation, molecular function: 3'-5'-DNA exonuclease activity.